AUGACGCCACUUCCUGUCCUUCCUCCUCCAGCAGAGACGCCAAUGCCUGAUGACUUCUUAUGCGACCCACCGGUGGACUCCAAGCGCUACGCUGUAGAUCCCAGUGACUCUGCCUUCAAUGUCAUGACGUCACAGUACCCACCAAAGCAAUCCUAUGGUUACCGUGGCAGCAUUUGCUCUACUCCAAUGGGUUUGUGCAGACAAGCAUCAAGCCCAGGAAGCUUCCAGGAAGGAAACAGGAAUGCAUACAGUCCGAUGCCAGACUCUGGAGAGUGCAAGCGUCCUACUGGUAAGGACCCAUCCAGCUGGGGUGUUGAGGAGGUCAUUUGGUUCAUCAAAGAUGCUGAUCCCCAAGCCCUGGGACCCCACGCUGAUGCAUUCAGGAAGCAUGAGAUAGACGGAGACGCUCUGCUCUUGCUGAAAAGCGAGAUGAUGAUGAAGUAUCUGGGACUGAAGCUGGGCCCUGCGCUUAAACUCUGUUACCACAUCGACAGGCUUAAACAGAAUCGGUUGUGACUUGCUGAUCACCUUUCACUAAAACUGCACCACAGCUGAUUCUCUCAAACUUUCUCCACCAUCAGCAAUACAUCAUGAACGCCUUGGGAUCACUUGUUGGCUUUUACUGCAUCUGCAACCACAUUUUGUUGACAGAAAUUGGACGUGUUGACUGUACAUAUUAAGACUAUUUACAGUUGAAGCAAUUAUUUAAUUUCCAUCAUUGUUUACUGGGUAUCUAUCUUUACUGGGAAUGGCUUUAGGUUGUAAAUAGUUCAGCUCCACGCAGAUGGCAGCUACUCUAUAUCAAAACCAUUGACCUAUAUUGACGUCCACACUGCAGUCUGCACACAACUUACUGUUAUUUGUGCAGAUCUUAAUCGCGGAUGCCGUAUCAACACCUCCGAAGACCCACAGAGACAGGGAACUUAACAAUCUUGUAUGGUGCUUUACCUCUAUAUCAUAUUUAAACUUAAACAAGUAUUUGGUUACGGCACAAUACUGCUGCACUUUUAAAAUAUUCUUUUGUUAAUAAGUAUUGUUGAAAAGUGGUGAUAACAUUAACCCGGGUAUCACUCCUACACACAAACUGUAACUAAUAACUGAUCUUGGACACUUUUCAGCAAGUAUUGAAAUCUUUAUAUUUAUUUGAAAUCGUUUGACCAGUAGCUAGUGUGAGUCACUCUUGAGUAAAUCAAAAUUAAAGGAAUUAACCUUAAUAUAAGUGAGAAAAUCUUGACCCAAGGAUGAGAUAUUCACUUUUUCUAAUCAAUUCUGUUUAGUUUCAUGGUCUUAUUUCAAUAUUAAAACAACAUGAACAUGAAAAACAGCAUUAGAAACUUUGCUGUUGUGAAACGAAGUGAUUUGCUAACAUGAACAUUUUUACCACAAACCACAGCCCAGCAAAACAGUGCAACCGAUGAGGCGUUGUACCAUUCAGAGGUGCUUAUAAUCACACAGCGCACAUAAUGACAGGAAAGAAAGACGCUGGGGCUUUUCAGCGUGCUCUCGUGAAUUGUCUAUCAUGUGAUACUCACUGGUUUUAAAAUGUCAAUACUGAAUAGCAGGCCACUUUGCAACCUAGCUGAUGAGGCUUCUGUUUUACUUGGGGUUUCAUAAGUGGUGUGAGUGAAAGCAACUUGUAGCAAACUCAUACAACUUGGUGCUCACGGAAACCAUUACUGCCACUACGACCAUAACACUUAACAAUUUAAUCACUCUCCUUAUACAGUUAAUCACUAUCUCUUCCAGAUAAAGCUACAGUUUACAUUCCUCUCAUGCAAUACCUCUUCAGUAACUUUUAAUAUAAAUGCCUCUGAGUCAUGUUUUGUUCUGCCUAUUGAUUAAGCAGUAUUUAAUUUCCAAACUGUGAAAAGUGAUUAAGUAACAUGUCUUGAGCAUUAAUAAUAACAGUUUUUUGCAGCAACCAAAUACAGUUCUGACAUAUAAAAAAUGUACAAACAAUUUGUAAACACAUUAAUGAUCAAUCACAUGCAGUAUAUGACAAACUCGUACAAUGUGUGGCUAAACACAAUGCUUUUUUUUGAUCUGACUGUACAGUACUUGUUACUCACUUUAAUCUUUUGCGUUCUGUGUGUUUUGUUUAACUUUGUUAAAGUCAGUGUGCCACAGACAUAUGUGAGUACAGCAUGUAUGGCUAUGUAUGAAUUCUGUAUUUCAUGGCUGUCUUGAGCCCUAGUGAGUUAAAAUUUCACCUUUUAUUUUCCAAUUUUCAGUGUGAUAAAUUGAUUUAAAUGAUUUACAGGAAAUGUGGCAGUUUUGUUGCACAGGAGCUAUUUCCACAACGAGAAAUGUACACACAUUUUUAUCAUCAAAUUUGGCUCCCUAAUGACCUUCCUUUUCUUAUUAAUAUAAUGUUUUUAAAGCAGACUUUUUACAGACAAAAUAAAACUCCUUGUUU
This is a messenger RNA of Morone saxatilis (striped sea-bass), 2416 nucleotides long. Its product is annotated as sex comb on midleg-like protein 4. NCBI's taxonomy places the organism in Eukaryota, Metazoa, Chordata, Actinopteri, Moronidae. The record is from RefSeq and is a predicted model, not a curated record. Bases 1 to 516 code for a protein of 171 amino acids. Gene Ontology annotation, molecular function: protein binding. The transcript is spliced from 3 exons.